UCGUGGUUGUGAAAUUCCUUUUUUCCAAUGAAACAUAAUUAUAGACAAUGGCACCGAGGCUGUGAAUUUUUCAGUGAUUCUAAACUCAAAUUCAAUACUCCCCCUCCCCCUUCUACUAUAUAUAAGAUCCUGAUGUUCAAUUGUUUUUCACUCACUCUUGCUUUGUUCCUAUCUUAUUUCCUUGCUCUGAAGGAGAUUCAUUAACCAUGGCAAUCAAAGUUGAUGAUGUCUCAGAUGUGAAUAAUUCAAAGGAUACUUGGAACAUCGUUACAAAGGUGGUUCGUUUGUGGGUUAGUCCCAGCUUCAGUGGAGGGAAAUUGCCAUUCUCAAUGGAGUUGGUGUUGAUGGAUUCAAAGGGUUGUCAGAUUCAUGCUUCAGUGAGGAAAACUUUGGUCUAUAGGUUCCACCCCCUGUUGACUGAAGAUAUCAUUGGUAUCCUUACUGGAUCAAGCGGUGAGCAAGAGUAUGAGAAGGAUGGGAAAAUUCAAAAGAGAGUUACCAUCGAGCUUUUUCAAGAUGGGGUUCGUCUUGAAUGUGCCUUCUUUGGUAACUAUGUUGGACAGAUUCUUGGGCAAUUGGCUGCUGGUGACAUGACAAAUGCAGUAGUUGUUGUUCAAUAUGCUAAAAUUAAACCAUUCAGAGGAGGCCAAGUGUUCAGAAUGUGUAUGGUGCUACUAAGAUUUUAUUUAAUCCAGAUGUUCAGGAGGCAGAACCACUCCGUGCAAGGUUUUUCGAACUGAAUGAUCCUGCGACUCAAGUUCUUAGCCAGCUUGAGAUUUCAGCAAGGGUUUCCAUCACUGAUUUCAAGACUUUUUGAAUCUACAAAUAUACAUAAUCUGUCCAACUAUCUUUUUUUAUUCUAUAGUUUUUCUUAUAAGUCAGCAAGUUUUUUUCUAUAUCUUUUAAUUUCAAUAAUUUGAUUAGUUCAUCUGGGUAGUUAUCCAUUUCAAUUUUUUUUUCUACGUGUCCAUUUCAAAUUAAAUAUCAAUCUUUAUAUAUUUUUUAAUUAAGGAAAAAAUAUACAGGUCCUUAACCAAAUAUAUUUUAGGUUGUUUAAUGUGUGUAUUGACAUCCUUUGUAAUUUCUAUUUUUUAAAACCAUUAAUUUUCUAAAUCAGUACAAAAAAUAAAGAUUUAGUCUUAUAUAUUAUUAUUAUGUUGAUAUAACAGAAACAAGGAGCUGGAACAGAAACAAUGGGUAAUCGGUUACUGUGCUAUCAGCAACAAGGAGUAACCGAUCACCACAGAUAGACUUAUAUAUUAUAUUUAUUGAUGAUUGUAAAUUUAUUUAAUAUUUUAAUAUAUUUUAUUAUAUCUCUUAUAAAGCCAAUAUAGACCCACUUAGGAAUUCAGUGCUUUGAUAAAUAAAAAGGAUCAAUAAGAAUGAUACGGUCAAUUCUAAUUUCAAAUUAGAAUACUAGCUAUUAAAGGGGAUUGAUUGGGAAUCUUACUAGAAAUAUUUUAUUUUUAAAUAUUAAUUAGUAGAUAUCAGUAUAUAAUAGUACACUGUAUUGGAAAAUGAAACAACACAAACUGAUUGGUCCUGUGUUUUAAUUAUCUGGAAGAUUAGGGGUUUUCUCUACUUUUUUCAGUCUUUACAUAUGUGUUGCUGUUUGGAUUAUCCACACCCUAACAUCCAAUGAAGAAUAUGGGGUUCCUUGGAGUUAUGUGGGCCUUUUCAUUUCCCUUAUAAAGAAACACUCUCUUUAUUUUGGGUUCCCUAUGUGCCUUGCGGUGUAAUUUUUUCAUUUUGUUCAAUAAAUAGAAACGUUUUUUUCAAUAAAUACACACGGACAGCUCUAUGUUGCACUUUCAAGAGUAAAAUCCAGAAAAGGAUUAAAAAUUCUUAUCAUUGACAAUAAAGGAGUUGUUUCAAAUUGUACUCGGAACUUUAUAUACCAAGAAGUUUUCGACAACCUAUGAAUGCUAUAUUCUAAUAUGAAGAUUCAGGAGGAACAAAUGAGUACUCAAAUUGGAUGAGUGCAGAUGUGUGUUUCCACUUUCAUAUAAUGUAUAUUCAAGAUGAUGGGGGCUAAGUAAUUGACAUUCAAGAUCAAGAGCUACUGAUAGCACAACAACUUUUAUGUAAUGUAAUCUCUUGAUUAGGUGUAUUUUGAUGAACAUGUUGUGUUUUGUAAAUUUUAACUGCACAAUUUGUUGGCAAAGCAGCAGUUUCAAUAUUUUUCACUUUAAAAACAUGCCAGCAAUGUUGAUCGGUUCUUAUCUUUUGUUUCCUGGCAGAAUGUAGUUUGGAAUGAUUUGUUAAAUAUUAAUUCUGUUUGCCAAAAAAAAAUUGUAAUUUUGUAAGGGUAUUUGCUAUGUUCAUUUGGAGGUGGAAUCUACUGCUGUUUCCUAUGAUGCAGGAAUUAUAACUAUUUGGGCGUGAUAUUGUUCAUUUAAUCAAAACACAUUUACUUCGUGAGGUGGAGUUUAUCAAUUUUUUUUUCCCAAUCUUCAUUCUUCUUAUCAUUUAAAUUGCAUAAUCAUAUUCAGAUUUUUUUUUUCCAUUCCUCAUUCUUUUUACUUACAUGUUCGCAAUAAGAUAAAUGUUCGCCGUGCAACGCACGGGAAAAAAACUCUAGUACAUUUACAAACAUAAAUACAAAACACAAACUAACAACCAAAACACAAUCAACUUCCUAGUUAAUUUAAAUAAGCUAUCUUCCCUUCAUAUAGAAAUUAAACAGAUCCUCCUGCAAAGAUCCUAAAACUUUGUUCAUGAUGAUGUAAGUUAGCAAAAACAAAGGAUCUCCAAACAAAAAUCAUUCAAGAUGAUCUAAUGAGAGAAACUGCAAUGGGUAAUCAUAGUAGAAGCUGAUAAUACUUCCUACUUACCUAGAGUAUGUAUCAAUUCUUAUUGUUUAGCCCAUCUCCACAUCAC
This is a messenger RNA of Lotus japonicus, 2880 nucleotides long. RefSeq lists its product as uncharacterized. The coding region runs from base 207 to 740 and encodes 177 amino acids. NCBI's taxonomy places the organism in Eukaryota, Viridiplantae, Streptophyta, Magnoliopsida, Fabales, Fabaceae. The transcript is spliced from 8 exons. The record is from RefSeq and is a predicted model, not a curated record.